Panonychus citri (citrus red mite) is the source of this 2869-nucleotide messenger RNA. Its product is annotated as O-acyltransferase like protein-like. Gene Ontology annotation, molecular function: acyltransferase activity, transferring groups other than amino-acyl groups. NCBI's taxonomy places the organism in Eukaryota, Metazoa, Arthropoda, Arachnida, Trombidiformes, Tetranychidae. The record is from RefSeq and is a predicted model, not a curated record. The coding region runs from base 546 to 2744 and encodes 732 amino acids. The transcript has 3 exons.
AAAAAAACUAAGAAAGAGCCUUUAAUUUACCAGUUAAUCAUUUUCACUAUACUUAAUUUUAUGCUAACAAUUUAACCUUGAACAAUCAGUAAUCAAGAAAAUAGCAAACUAAAUUAACUUUACAAGAGUUAAAUUUAAAUUUUUUUACCUUUUAACCACUUGAAUUGAAACUAUUAAAUAAGAUGUUGAUUAAAUAAUAAUAAUGAAGGUAAAUUUAUAUAAUAAUCAAGGGAAAUUGUCGAAGGAUUUAAAUCACGAUAAUCAGGGUUGAUGAUAGAAUUUAAUUCGCAAUCAAACAUCCUUGUCCAUUAACAAUUUAACUCUCAAUCGAUCAACAAUUAACUUUCUUAUGUGUUUUACUUUACUAUUCAUUUUCACCAUAAUCUCAAUAGUUUUUCAAUCACUUAAUCAACGAUUAUAAAUUGUUGACAAUCAAAAUGUUUUAUAUUUUGUGAAUCAAAUUGUUUCUUGUGCAAUUAAAUUAAACGAUUUGUUAUUAUUUUUGUUUUUCACGUUAAAUUAUUUUCCUAAUUGUUUGCUCAAUUAUGAAUCUAAUUGUGUUGUUAUUUUGUUCACUGUUCACAAUUAACUGUUAUUGUCCUUUAUUGGUCAAUGGAAAUGAUUUAAUUACAAACAAUACAAUUGAUAGUCAAUUGAAUAAUCAAUCAAACACUGAUUAUAUUGAUUCUUGGUUAAUGUUUGAAAAAUUUUCUCACCAUUGGAUAACCAAUUUAGUUUCAACAAUUGACAAGCCACUUAAUUUUAUUUUAAUUGCUACAAAUGUUACUAAUCAAUGUUCAUCAUCAAUUACUGGAUAUAUUGAUGAUUUGAAACAAUUUAAAACCCAAGCUUUACAAAGAUUGGAUUCAACGGGAACUCGACCUGUCGCUCUGAUGAGCGGAUCGUUUUUCUCCUAUGGGUCUUAUGAACAAUGUCUUUCGAUGGACACAAGUCAAUAUUGUCUUUUAUCGAUGAGUUUGGGUGUACCAAAAUCACGCAAGUACGAAGGUCAUUUAAGAAAAUUGGAUGACCAUCAGAUUAAUUUCACUACUGACCCGUUUAAAGAGUAUGUAGUUGACUAUUUACACUUUCAUCAUAUCGUCAAUUACACUUAUGGAUUAUGUUUACCUCGAGGUUGUUUAUCGGGUGAAGUUGAAAGAGUAACAAAUUCAUUGGCAGAUUAUCAUCAAACUGGAUUAACGAUUGAUGUUCAAUAUUGUGAUGUUAAAAAUGAUCCACCAAAUUUACCAAUUCACGUUUACGUGGGACUAUUUAUCGUUGUGACAGUUGUUAUACUCAAUUUACUUGGUACACUGACCAGUCUUUCAUUUUUAUCCGAUUUUAAUGUUUCCGUCAAUUAUGAUAAACUUAUCGCCAAAUCGGGUGAAAGUGAUUCGGUUAAUUCAUUAUCUUGUCUCCACGGGAUUAAGGCCAUUUCCAUGUUUAUGAUUGUUAUUUCUCAUGCACUAUUGGCUACGGUUGAUGUUAAUACAGCUCGAUUGUUCCAGUCGAUUACAAUUCUUCCCAGUCUUGGCUUUAUGCCCGCUUACUUUUUCCCGCUGGCGGUAGACACUUUUUUCAUGGUAACCGGACUGAGUAUGUCACUUUUUAUUCAGAAAAGGAAACGGGUGACAAUGUUUGCCGUUCUAUUGGGUCGAUAUUUAAGAUUUUUACCAUCAAUCAUUUGGGCCAUUUCUUGGGCUUUUCUGCUUAUGAAUGAAGCGGUAAAAAAUCAACUUGGUGGACCAAAUUGGUUCCAUCCAAGAGCGACCAAUAUGGAUAAAUGUGUCAACAAUUGGCUUCCAAAUGUCCUUCUCAUUCAAAUGUGGUUAGAUUGGAAACCCGAACCCGCUGGAUCACAUGGAUGUUUAGUCACUGAUUGGUAUCUGACCGUUGAUUUAAUUUGCACGCUCUUUUUGGUCAUUGUUUGGAUUCCAAUCUCAGUUGGUCAUCGUCGUCAAGCACUUUUCUGUACUUGGCUUUUGAUAAUCCUUGGUAUCGCAUUCUCGGGCUUUAGUCUUUACAUUUUUGACCUGCGACACUUUUGGCGAAUCAGUGAUUUUCUCAAUGAAGAUUCAAUUUUGUACAAUUUCCGUUUCCAUUUGAAACCAAUCGCUCACAUGGCUCCAUAUUUCAUUGGAGUACUUCUUGGAUUUUACUUGAAAGAAACAGGGAAAAAGUUAUCACAGGUCAAGGUUAACAUUGGUUGGGGUCUUUGGUCAAUCGGUUGGAUUGUUCACCUUUUCUUUUUCAAUUACAACGAUUAUGAUUCGAAAAUUUUCUGGUGGUCAUCGCUUGUCUAUGGAAGUAUCUCGAAAAGCUUGUGGAGCGCAAUGGUCGCUUGGUUGAUCUACACAAUUCGAGAAGGUCACGCAUACAAUAUCAUCGGUCGAAUACUCGCUUCUCGAGUUCUUUUAAUCGCUUCUCGAAUGAGUCUUUCAAUCCUUUGUUUGAACAUAAUCUUUUUCAGAUUUCGAAAUGGUAUCUCAACAGUUCCAAUGGAAACAUCGGUCUUUAAAUUCAUGUUUCUUGAUCAAUUUCCUUAUUUCUUCCUAAUUUAUUUCAUCUCCUUUAUAUCACGAAUUCUGGUUGAAAGUCCUUUCUCCAAUUUGGUUGGUAAAUUGUUCGCUUCAGGUAAACCAAGAAACAAUCUUCCCGAUCCAAGUAUUGAAAUUUCAAAACAUCGAACCAUAAAAAAUGAAACAUCAACAGAAUCAUCAGCAACUCAAAUGUCUGAAGCAUAAAUUGUGUUACAAUUAAAUAUUAUAUAAAUAUACAUGUACGAAUAUAUUGUUAUUAUUAAGAGAAAAGAGAAUUUUUUUUCCAUUUUUACAAUUAAACCAAUAAAGAGAAAAAUAAAACAAGUUUA